UAUUUCGAACCAGUGGCUCAAAGUGUUAUGGUAUAUGGCUAGGAACCGUAAUGAACGGUGAACAUGCUACAGUUUCCUCUUUUCCCUUCUGGAAGUAACAUCAAGUAGUGGGCCGUCCUUUGAAUGAUCUUGAUGACUGUACUUGCUUGCUUUCUGGAUGAUGUUGCUGACUUAUUCUAUCCCAAUUUUCCCAAUAUAUUGUCGUAUUAUUAUUUCACUGUGGUGCAUCUCUUGGUGUCCAUAAUGUACGAAGUCUGUUUUAAUAAAAAUAAUUCCAUAGGUGUCUUAAUUAAUCAGCUGCCACCAUAUCUGAGGAUUGACAGGGAAAUCCAUCUUAAUCACACGUUUUGUGUGUGUAUACCUCGCUUUGUUUCGCAACAGUUAACAUGAGUUUUGAUUAUUAGACCCUGUUUACUAGUUACAUGUUUGACAAAUUUUUUCUAGCACUUUUCAGGAAUGCCAAGAGAAAUUUGCAAGUUAGAUGAGAAUUCACUGUCUAAGCUGGAAUCCAACUCAUGGCAGGAGCGUAGAGAUGCUUUAGAACUUAUCAGUAAUCAGUUAAAAGUCUCAACUUUGCCGAGUGGACUUCUUGGUCAGGUGACUAAAGGACUAUGCCAAGUGAUUUCAUCAGAUAAACAUUCAAUGUUGGUAAUUCGUGCAGCUGGUGUUCUUCGUGAAUUAGUUGAAUCAGUUGGUAAAGGUUUUAUCAGUCAUGCAGAACGGGCUCUUAGUGUUUGCCUAUUGAAAUUCAAAGACAACAAAGUACAUCUAUCUGAAGCCCUACGUUCUGCAACAGAAGCUAUUGUAGAUAUAAUACCUUUUGAUAUGGCCUUAACACAACUACAAACUGCUUUAACUACUCCAGUGGCAAAAACACAAGCCGAAACGUUAAAUCUGUUAACUCAUCUCUUCUGUACAAGUAAACGGAAGUAUGAGCUUCAAUUGAAUCAACGCUUAAAAAUUGUUAAACCAAUUCUAUCUAAUACAGCUAAAUUCUCUGAGCAUAAAAGUCAAGAAUGUCGAGAUGCUUGUUUUCAAAUGUUUGCUUCAAUUUGUAUCUUUUUGGAUUUUACUAGUCAACAAUUCUCUUCUAUCAUUGAUAAUAUACUGGAUGAAUCACGACGUUCCAAGGUGGAUAUUGCCUUAUUGCAUUUACGUAAAAGUAUAUCAACUGAAAAUAUUGAAAAUGAGCAUACAAACUCAGAGAAACCAAAUAAAACAGUAAAACCUAAAAGUUCCUACACUGAACAACAACAAAAACAACAACGACACCAACAGUUGAUAGAUAAUCCUGACUUUGGCAUUACUCCCAUCAAAUCAUCACCUAGAAUAGCCAAUAAGCCAAACAAAGGAAACAAACAACUGACAACAUUUCAAAGACAAAAUCAUUUAUCGACGAGUACACCAUUUUCAGAAGUUCGUAAGGUGACUUCACGCAAUGUUAAGCAGAAUAAUAAGAUAAUAACGCCUAGUGUUGCAGAGGGGUCUGUGUCGUUACAACGUGCAGGAGCGAAACCACCAUCAGCAGUGGUUAUUAAGAAAGCUGCAAACAAAAGAGUUGUGCAAUCAAAAGCUCAAAAGUGUGCAGCACAAGAUUUGAAUUUGUCGUCUGGUCAGCUACGGUGUAGGCUGUCAGAGGGAUAUUUAGAGAAUGUGCCAUUAGAACAGUUAACUAAUCCCACUUGGAAGAUUCGCUUACAGGUUGCUGAACGUAUUCAUUCGUUGAUCAAUUCUAACCCACCAGGAUUUCCUGAUGUGCAUUAUUUAUUGCAGUACAUUUUAAAUUGUGGUACUGUGAAAGACAGUAUCUUCCGUGUUCGUUGUGAAGUAAUAAAUAUUUUAUCAGAGUUAUUAUCGCAAAAUAAGUCUCAAAAUUGGAUUCCUGCUCAGUUGUUAGAAAUGUUAUGUGACCAGUUGUUCGCUUCAAUUGGUGAUUCGAAAUCAGGUCCUCUAGUUGAACAAACCCUCCGACAUUUGAUGAAUAUUAUAGGGGUAUCAAAAAUUGUUGAGUGUAUUAAUAAAGGAUUGAAGAAACAGAUUUCUCCUACAGUUCAUUCUUCAUUAUUGAAAUGGUUGAGUUCAGUGUUGAAGUCUCUAGACUGCAGUUUCGACCAUGUAUUGCCUAUAGAAAUUGUAAAAUUCGGACUUGCAUCUUCUUCACCUAAUGUGCGUAAUAUGGCAGUUGAAUUGGCUGGUGUCAUUCAUUAUCGCUUACGUUCUUCGAUCAAUAUUCUUUCAUUGUUUGCAUCUGAGAAACCAGCGAUAUUACAACGUUUACAAGCAGAGUUUGCUACGUAUGAUGUAGAAGAAGAGAGUGUUGCUUCACCUGAACAUGUAAAAAAUGAUCAGUCAACUUUCUCUGGUAUGGAAUGUCUUACUCCAGCUGCUGUUGAGGCAUGGUCAAAAAGGCAAAAGAGGUUGACAGCUGUGCUAGGAAAUGUGGCUCCUUUAGACAGACUUGCUGAUGCUCAAGGUGUUUUAGAAUUUUCUGAUUCUAGUGAGAGUCCAAUUACGGGCAGAAAAUCAUCACCAUACAAGAAAGGUGUUAUCGAGGCUGUAGUUCGGCAACCUUUACAAGCUGUAAACGUGAAUUCCAAUCAACCCCCUCCAACAACUCAGCUAACUAGCUCAUAUAACUGUGACACUAUUUUCUUCAUUGAGUCAAAUGAUGAGACAAGUUUACUGCAAGCCAAAGAAAUGCGUUUGACCAGUCUCAAAAAACGUGUAAACAGAAGUCCAGAUGAGCUGCGCAAUUUCUUCACUGAAUGUCAUACUCAUCCGAAUCUGAUGAAACGGUUAUUUUCAGAAUCAUAUGAAUGUUAUCUGGAAGUACUUGAUCGAUUAAUGGCUUCAUUAGAUAAUAAAAAUGAAAAUGUGCAAACAAAACAGCCAUCAACUGUGAUUAUUACUUAUGCACAUUUUGACUUACUUCUAAUGUGGAUUGUACAAUACUGUUUGGAAUUAUGGUUAAAUGAAAGUAUUGGAAAGUGUGAAUACCAGAAUGUAAAGGAUAUUUUAAUUCGUACGUUUGACUACUUGACAGCAGUGCUGACAUUAUUUGCUCAGAAUGAUUUAAGACUGAGUGAAUACGAAGUGAAUUUAAUUCUAAUUCCACUAUUAAAAUGCGAAUUGCAAGCAAUGUUCGUAUACAGGGAUUUAUUUAUUCAUAAUGCUGCAUCUGGUUUAGUGCGUGUUAUACGUCAAGUAUAUCCUGCAAGUUUACUAGUGGAUAUAUUGGUUAAAUAUAUGCAUGAAUGUGGUGCUGCGAAAAUGCGACAGAUUUGUCUAGAUGAAUUAGUCUGUUUAAUACCGCGUUUUGCUAAUCCAAAGGGAUCUACAUCAGGAAAUGCAUUGAAGUCAAUUUCACAACAACUUGCUGAUUCAGAUGCUGGUGUGAAAAAAUCUGCAUUGGAUUGUCUUCAAGCUGCUUAUAAAUCAUUUGGCGCCUCAUUUUGGCAACAUAUUGGAAAUAUUGGAGAAAAAGAUAAGAAAUUGCUUGAAGAAUAUUUGUCUUCUGAAGGUGAACCUAAUACAGCUGCCCUACCAACAGACAACUUUGAUACUUUCUCAACAAAAACACCAUUUGGUUCUAUCAUUACCAAAGAUUCGACAAUGAAUGCUCAUCAUACACUUGAUUUUAAUCAUACUAGACGAGCUGUAAGCCCACCGCCUGUGCACAUGUCUCCAGCUGAACCUACGUAUCUAUUGCGGUUGAUUAACACUCGUGAUAGUCCAUCGUCAACAGAAUCAGAAAGAAUAGAAGCGAAAAAUGCACUGAAUACAGCUUUAUCAUGCUUAGUUGAUCAGUUAGGUGGUUCUGUUUGUGAGGAUGUUGAAGAUGAAGUUGAGAAAACUGCUACAGUUGGUGAUCGUGAUUCAAUGAAUUGUUCAGAUAAAAAUGACGAUGAUCUGUCAGGUUUCAAUAAUAUUCUUCUUGGAGCACUGAUCGACUUGGAAGUACUUAUUCAGGAUCCACGAACAUGUGAUUUACUACCACCUUAUAUGCCUUAUAUCAUUACUCAGUUAACGCUACUUUGCAAUCGCCUGUUCAUAUCUGAAGUUAAUGCUGGGCAGGCUAUUUUCAUGGAUUGUUUAGGUGGUGAAUUAGCAUGCAUUUUUUCACAACCCUUUCUAUUUCGAGAAGUGAAUGUUGAUAAUUUGAAGUAUCUGUUGGGUAGUUUAAUACAGCUUGCUGAACGGCUACAAUUGAAUCAUGAUGCGCCUAGACUGUGCACAAACCCACGUGUUUUGAUGAUACUGAAAUUAGUUCGAUUAAUCUAUACAGCAAUUGAUCCAUCCAUUUCCCUGAGUGCUCUUCUACGUCUGGUGCAUAUAUGUUGUUUCGGCUGUGAUAUACGAAAUCGUCAAAACAAACCAAUUCAUAAAAAUAACAAGGAUAAUGCUGACGAUAAGUUGUCAAAGUCUCUUCACCAAUUACCUGAACCCUAUUCUGUAGAUCUGGGACCGAAUUCGUUUGCCACUGUGGCGAAACUUUCACUUGCUCAACUGUCUUGUCGGAUUUCAGAAAUUAGGCGGUAUUUAAAUAAAAUUGAUUGGGCUUUAAUUCUACCAUUGUUGGAAGCAUUUCUGUCUAAUUCCUCCGGUGAGCAGAAACCUGUAAAGAUAGAAAGUAAUCGUUCUGUUCGUGUGGGAAUCUUAGAAAAGACUGUUAAGACAAUUCAUAAUAUGCUCAUAGAAGUUUAUGCUUGUUGUGGUCAAACAUUUAUUGAUGAAAUUGAAAAGACUAAUGUAAAGUGUCCUUCUGUCCUCCGUGUUGUACAUAAAUUAAAGUCUAUUAUGCGUGAAGCACCAUAUCCACAUUGUACUAGUGGAGCGAAUCAGUUUCUUUUUUAGUUCAAUAUAUGUCCUGCUUCCAAUGAAAAAUACUGAACUAUAAAUUAUCUUGUGUAUAUAAUAUUUCUAAUAUUUACAUGAACUCUGUACACUCUGUGAUGAUGACUAAUUGCCUUACUUGCCUUGUAUAUAUAUCUUGCUUUCUUUUUAUCUUCAUUGUCUUACCU
Molecule: messenger RNA, 5021 nt
Organism: Trichobilharzia szidati
Lineage: Eukaryota; Metazoa; Platyhelminthes; Trematoda; Strigeidida; Schistosomatidae
Source: the annotation of a GenBank genome assembly